UUUGAGCUGCGUGGUCGCAGCACGAACAUCUGGAAACAUGACAUCACGGCGCCGCGUACUGGCAGUCUGCUUAUUCUUUGUCUCAGUCAUUGGGACAGGGGAGUCUAUGGGAGCCACUCCUUCUAAAAAAUACACCUGCAAGACCUUUGGCAGUGGAGUUUUCCAGAACUUCAAUGGCAGCGCUUACUACAUGCGUUCCUCCUGCCGCUACUACCUGACCCACUUCACUCACGACAACUUUGAAUGCAGCAUCAUCGUACAGCGGGACAAAGAUUCUUUGUUAAUGUCUCGGGUUGAGAUUAUAAUCAACGGACUUAUAACAGUUCUGGAGGCCAAGAGCAUCACGGUGAAAUCUGAAAGUGUUUCUCUGCCUUAUGACCAAACGUAUCUGAAAAUAUUCGAUUACGGUGUCUACAAAAGAUUGACGAGCUCGUUGAUUCCUCUCACUGUCACUUGGAACAACGUUACUGGAGGAAUUGAAACUCUUUGGGUGGAGAUAGAGCAAGAACUUAAACCUGACACAACAGGACUCUGCAGCAAUAAUGGAAGCCAAGUGGAGAAGCUUCGUGUUUCUCCUGGUGAUUUUUGUGAGACUCCAGAUGUUUCUCCAGACUAUAAUGAAGUGCUGGAGUGUGGUACAUUUAUAUCACCAGCUAUUGGAUGCCUUGGAAAUAAAAAGAAGAUAUAUCAAAAUAUCUGUCCAAAGAACAACCACAAAGCAAGCAAGGAGGUCAAAUGCAGCUUUUUUAACGAAAUCGCAAAAUCUCUGUGUAGAAAAGACGAUAAUUUCUGGACCUGGUGGAUUGAAUCCAAACUGUGUGAAGAACCUACCUGUCCCGGGGAACUGAAAUUUAACGAAACGGGUUCUCCUUUUGCACCAAGCUGUUCCAAUCCAAACCCGUCCUCCAGUGAGACGGUCCAAACCUGCGUCUGUACAGACGGAAAAGUGCGUAAUGAUCGUGUAAAUGCAUCACAAUGCGUGAGGAGCUCCGACUGCCCGUGUGUGUUUGCUGGGAAGAUUUACCAACCUGGGACUAGCCGAAACACGAGGUGUCAGUCUUGCUCUUGUAACGGUGGGAAUUGGGUAUGCUCAGCAAACAUCUGCCCUCCAAAGUGCACCGUUGAAGGACAGUUUGUUGAGACAUUUGAUGGAAAGCCCUACACACUGCCUAGAAAAUGCAGAUAUGUAGUCUCAAAGGGCUCCAACUGGACAAUAAAAGCCGACUUUUCAGCUUCAGAAAUAGAAGUGACCAAAGUUGUAAUAGAACUUUUCGAGGAAACAUAUACAUUUGAAGACAACAAAGUUAAAUUGAAGGAAAAGGAGAUUACAGAGUUCCAUAAAUCUGAUCAAGCUCUGGUUUUCUGGCAGUCCUCGAUGUUUGUUCUUGUCCAAACAUCUUUUGAUAUGAAGAUUCAGGUUCAGAUGUCUCCUAUUAUGCAGCUAUACAUCACUUUGCCUGGAAACAACAUUGAAACUCUGUCAGGUCUUUGCGGCAACGGCAACAACGACACAACAGACGAUUUCACUUCGAGCAACAACAUUAGAGAGAGCUCAUCUGGGCCUUUUGCUUUGUCUUGGGCUUAUGGUCUAACGGGAGGUUCUCAGUGCACCACAGAGGACAUACCUACUGUCUGUGUGAACUCUGCUGCUGAAAUAUUUGCAGCUGACAGAUGUGCUGCAUUAAUUAAUAAUAAAGUAUUUGCUGAAUGCCAUAGCUACAUCUCACCUGAAGCGUAUCAAGCAGAUUGCAUAAAAACAACCUGUACAUGCGGCAGCAACAAGGAGGAUUGUGUGUGCACGGCUCUGGGAAACUACGCUAAAGCCUGCACUGGUCUGGGUAUUAAACUUGGAGAUUGGAGGUCAUCGACCAACUGCACCAUCAGCUGUCAGACGAACCAAGUGUUCUCGUACAACAACGUGAUCUGCAACAGUACCUGCAGCUCCCUGUCUGGCAAUGACCCCCGCUGUGAAGUCAAGGACGAUCCAGUGGAGGGAUGCGGCUGUCCAGAGGGGACACACCUGGGUGACACAAACGUCUGCAUCUCAAAAGCUGAAUGUCCGUGUCAUUACCUUGGCGGUACAACUCCACCAGGACAAAAAGUUAUUGACGGUCUGCUAUGCAAUUGUGAAAAUGGUGAAUUGGAGUGCAGCAAAGAUUGUGGAUGCACUAAGGGGAAAGUCUGCUAUCACUGCUCACAAGGAUGGAUGAGCACCGCUCAGAAAACAUGUGAAAGUCUCCUCAAGGCAGUUGAUUCAAGUUAUACAUGUGUGAGUGGCUGUUACUGCCCACUCCACCUUUAUGAGGAUCACCAUAAAAACUGUGUUUCCAGAGACAAGUGUACAUGCAGACACGAGGACAAAGUGUUUGGGGCUGGAGAGAAACUCCAGACCGCACGGCAAACAUGUGUCUGCAUUGAAGGGGUCUGGAACUGCACCGACAACCCCCAACCUGGAAGAUGUCAAGUUUACGGCAAUGGACAUUUCCAGACAUUUGAUUUGAAAUGGUACAGCUUUGAUGGACACUGUCAGUACACACUUGUUGAGGAUGAAGACAAGACUUUCUCUAUCAGAGUGGAAACUGUACCUUGCUGUGAAAAAGAACUCACCUGCUCUCGUUCCAUCAUUAUGGACCUCAAGGGCGGAGUCACCCUGACGUUAAGAGACAUGAACAUAACCAAAGAGUACAAAUAUGGCUGGAGUCCAGACAAAAAUUCCCUAGUGACUAUCCACAGUGUGGGAAUGUAUUUCAUCAUUUUAGUGCCAAGUCAAGGUAUCACCUUGAUUUGGGACAAACACACAAGGAUCAAUAUUGAACUAGACAGAAAGUGGAAGAACAAAGUCCGUGGUCUUUGUGGGAACUUUGAUUCCAAUGAGAACAAUGAUCUACAGAUAAAAGGUUCAGUAGAGAUAAGCAGUGCUCUGACCUUUGGUAACAGUUGGAAGAUUUCCACUCCUCCUUGUUCAGAUGUGACCAAUGAGGUAUUUCCAUGUGUUCACAACAGCUACUGUAAAAACUGGGCUGAGCGGCGCUGUUUGAUCAUUACUGGAGACAAGUUUCAGAGCUGUCACUCAAAGGUUGACCCUAAGGCCUACUAUGAGGCCUGUGUGAUGGAGUCCUGCUCUUGUGAGUUUGAAGGGAAGUUCUUGGGCUUCUGCACUGCUGUGUCAGCAUAUGCAGAAGCCUGCAGUGACCAGAAUGUCUGCAUAAACUGGAGAACACCUGAUUUGUGUCCGGUCUUCUGUGAUUAUUACAAUAAACCGGGUGAGUGUAGCUGGCACUAUGAACCCUGCGGUACAACGCUGACUUGUGGCAAGGACAGCAGUUUCACAAACAAGCUGGAAGGUUGCUACCCAAGAUGUCCAGAGGAAACGCCAUACUAUGAUGAAAAUACAAGCAAAUGCACUGAACUUAGGAACUGCAGCUGUUAUUUCAAUGACACUAUUGUUCCACCUGGACCAAUAACUAUAGAUUGCAACUGUGUACAUGGAAACAUUAACUGUUGUAAGUAUUCAAUUAUUUCAAAAUUCUCUCUUUAAAUUGUAUGAAAAACAUGAAAAUUUUUACUGUCCACAGCACAUCCACCUCCAACAACUACACCUCCAACAACUACAACUACAUCCACUACUACUACAACGACCACUACCUUG
Oryzias latipes (Japanese medaka) is the source of this 3649-nucleotide messenger RNA. Its product is annotated as mucin-19. Gene Ontology annotation, cellular component: extracellular matrix. Gene Ontology annotation, molecular function: protein binding. Lineage: Eukaryota; Metazoa; Chordata; Actinopteri; Beloniformes; Adrianichthyidae. The record is from RefSeq and is a predicted model, not a curated record.